Messenger RNA from Rana temporaria (common frog), 975 nucleotides. RefSeq names its product placenta-expressed transcript 1 protein-like. The transcript has 6 exons. Bases 78 to 692 code for a protein of 204 amino acids. Gene Ontology annotation, cellular component: external side of plasma membrane; apical plasma membrane. Gene Ontology annotation, biological process: positive regulation of cell migration; wound healing, spreading of epidermal cells; negative regulation of cell-matrix adhesion. NCBI's taxonomy places the organism in Eukaryota, Metazoa, Chordata, Amphibia, Anura, Ranidae. The record is from RefSeq and is a predicted model, not a curated record.
GGUAGAUUCUUCCCAAGCCUGUAUUUUCUCAGUGUUUGUGUGCUUGCUGACUACAUAGGAAUAAGCUCCCAUUACCAAUGGCACACACAGGAGUUACCAACCUUCUUUUGUUCCUGGCUCUGGUCAUAUCCACAAUUUUGGGCAUUAAUUGCGCUGGAGAUCCUCAAUGUCAAAUAAUAAAUACUGCUGGGAACAGCACCACAGCCUUUAAUUUGACUGUCUCUCCUGAAAAACUUUCAAAUAAUACAAAGUACACCGUUCGUUUGGAAGGCAGUGGUAACGUUACAGUGAUCUUACAAGCAUUAUCCUCAUCCAAUUCUGUUGGAAAUUGGUCUAAUGUCAAUAUUAGCUGCAAUGGAAGCCCUUUGUUUCAAAACCCAUUUGAGAAUGCAACACAAUUGCAGGCACAAUGGACAUCACCGGAAAAUCUAACAUCUGUUAACAUAACAGCUCACAUACACAACAAUGCCAAUAGUACUUUCAUUGUUUCCAGAACAUUAAAUCAAGCUAUCGUCAGUCCAAAUCAAACAACAAUUGCACCAAGCAUCAACAACAGCACAGCCCACACUUCUUCUUUAACCACAGCCAUGACACCUGUAAAAACAACAAGUGCCAGCUCUGCAGUCCAGACCAGUCUCCUAACUGUGGCUUUAUUUCAGAUCCUCGGCUUGCUUAUCAUUACAAGCAAGUAAAUGUCCCGAAGGCUCCCGUUCACUACCUACACCGUAUGGACAUAUUCAAAGCUGUACAUAUGUUUGUGAAAACGCAAUAUUUUAUGUAAUGUCCUACAGGGCAACCAGCAGCUCAACCAGUAUAAAUUAUGUAAAUUUUUAUUGAACUUAAAAACAUUAAUCAUAGCAAGAAGGAAUCACAUUUUGCAGCUUAAUGCAAUAUAACAGAGGGGGGAGUCAAAUUUAGUUUUAUCUUUAUCACUUUGAUUUGCACUACAGAAAUAAAACUAACUUGUGUUUAGCC